UAUAAGUAUAAUAUAAGUAUAAUAUAAAGAUAAUAAAGGUUUGGAUAAUAAUUAUAAACUUAUAAAAGAUGGGUGCAGCAUUGUCUAUCCCAUUAAUGCCGGUGACGGCAAUGACAUCAUCUAUUGCUUCAUGUUGUGGAGCCGCUGCAUGUUCUGCCAUUUGUUCAUCAAUUGGGGGCACUUUUAAAUCAUCAAUAUUAACUAGAAUUACUUAUGCCAUAUUACUUUUAAUUAAUUCAUUAUUAUCAUGGAUAGUCCUUUCACCAUUUAUAGUUCAUAAAUUAGAAAAGGCAACUUUUGGAUUUAUUAAUAGUAAAUGUGGACCUGAUGGAAGUGAAUGUAUAAGUUUUACAUCAGUUCAUAGAAUUAAUUUUGCUCUUGGUUUAUUACAUUUAAUUUUAGCAGGUUUAUUAAUUGAUGUUAAAUCUACAGCAAAUCCAAGAGCAGUUAUUCAAAAUGGUUGUUGGAAAAUUAAAGUAUUUUCAUGGUUAGCAUUAAUUAUUAUAAAUUUCCUUUUUAUACCUGAUAGUUUUUUUAUAUUUUAUGGUAAUAAUAUUGCUAUAAUAUUUUCAACAAUAUUUCUUGGAAUUGGUCUUAUAUUAUUAGUUGAUUUUGCUCAUGCUUGGGCUGAAAAAUGUCUUGAAAAAAUUGAAAUGGAAGAAUUAACUGGUGAAGGUGAUGCUGGAUUUUGGAAAAAAUUACUUGUUGGUGGAACUUUAUCAAUGUAUAUUGCCAGUAUAAUUCUUACUAUUAUAAUGUAUUGGUUUUUUGCUGGUGAUUCAUGUAAUAUGAAUAAAACUGCCAUUACAUUAAAUUUAAUUUUUUCAAUUAUAAUAUCUUUUAUAUCAGUAAAUCAAACUAUUCAAGAAUAUAAUCCCCAGGCGGGAUUAGCUCAAGCUUCAAUGGUAGUAUUUUAUUGUUCAUAUUUAGUAAUGAGUGCAGUAGCUUCUGAACCAGAUGAUAAAUAUUGUAAUCCAUUAGUAAGAUCUAGAGGUACAAGAACUGCAAGUGUUGUAUUAGGAGCAUUUUUUACAUUUAUAGCUGUUGCUUAUACAACAACAAGAGCAGCAGCAAAUUCUGCAUUUAGUUCAGAACUGACUGAUCCAUAUAUUAAUACUCAACCAGCAGUAAGAAAUGAAAUGAGAUAUCAAGCUAUUAAACAAGCUGUUGAUGAAGGUCUGUUACCUGAAAGUGCUCUUACUCAAGCAGAUUUAUAUGAAGAUGAUAUUGAAAAUCAAGGAGAUGAAGAAAGACAAAAAGUUCAAUAUAAUUAUGCACUUUUCCAUAUUAUAUUCUUUUUAGCAACUCAAUAUGUUGCAACAUUAUUAACAAUUAAUGUAAAACAAGAUGAUUUAGGAGAUUUUGUUCCAGUAGGAAGAACAUACUUUAUGAGUUGGGUUAAAAUUAUAAGUUCAUGGGUAUGUUACUUAUUAUAUGGAUGGAGUUUAGUUGCUCCCGUAGUAAUGCCUGAUCGAUUUGGUGUUCAAUUGUAAUUAUUAAAUUAAUUUAAAUUAUAUUUUAGAUAAGUAUGUGUAUGUAUGCAUGGAUGAAAUAAAAACGCUCUUGUGACGCACAUUACCCAAUUAGGCAGUCUAGGUUCGCACAAAUAUAAUUGGCUAGGGGUCUGAAAAAAAAUGAAUUUUUUCAAUUGUAAAUU
This is a messenger RNA of Scheffersomyces amazonensis, 1657 nucleotides long. RefSeq lists its product as uncharacterized. The transcript has a single exon. The record is from RefSeq and is a predicted model, not a curated record. Lineage: Eukaryota; Fungi; Ascomycota; Pichiomycetes; Serinales; Debaryomycetaceae. Bases 69 to 1493 code for a protein of 474 amino acids. Gene Ontology annotation, cellular component: membrane.